AUGAGCGUUGAUGCGAAUGACCACACGGAGGUGAAUGAGUGGGCGAUUCAUUCAUCCGUGGAGCCGUCGGAUACCCCCAUCGCUCCAGCCGACACCCACCCCCUCGCCACUGCAGCCGCAGAUGAGGCACGUAAGAGUGCGGCAGAUGACGACGAGCGUGAAUCACGUCUACUUGAACUAAUUAAAGGUCCGAUUCGCCCAUUUAAAGAAUGGAGUUGGCGUGAAUCUGCAUAUUUUAAAGAGCUGCGUGAAGCCGAAAAUGUAGAAGAGUGUCGUACGAAUGCCAAGCCAGAAAUGACAUUUGAAGACACUUCGGUGCAAUCGCCAGAAACUUGCGGUAACCCACCGAUUUCCGCCAAAUGUUCUCUGGCGCGCGGGCGUAUACACACGGCUCUCUCCUGCGAAGCUGUCCAGACUGUUUUAUCUUCUUCCCAGAGCAGCCGGCCGUCCGCUAUAGACUCCACCCUGAAUGUAUUGACUCCCUUGCUCGACAACUAUACAAUUCCUAUUACGCGUCAGGGGCCCGAGCACUUCAGCAGUGAUGCUCAAGAGAGUGUGGCGUCACUCUGCAUUAUCAUGGUUGGACUCCCUGCGCGGGGCAAAACGUUUCUGGCGCAAAGGAUAUGCCGAAAUUUGGGAUGGCACGGCUAUCGCGCAAAAGUAUUGAACAUUCAGGUGGCGUGGCGGCGUUUGUUACUUGAAUACAAAAGAUGCCAUUCAGGACUCGAUGCUCCCAACAUGUUACCGGUUGAUGACGCCUCCUCUUCAGCCAAAUGUACGCUUGCCAAGUCGGAGGGGACGUCGAAAAAAUCACCGACAGUAACUUGCAGCAACAGUGAGAGAGACACGGAAAUAACUGCGAAGCAAAAGGAUAUAUCCGAUCCCGUAGUCUCUUCAUUGCCUGAGUCUUCUUUGCCGAUGAUGGGGAAUUCGCAGAAAAAGAACUACGUGUGCGCAGAACAAUUUCGUGCACUUACUUGUGACCCUGAUAGUGUCGAACGUCGUCUUUAUCGACGUGUACUCGAGCGGUAUGCUGUCGACGCAAAAUCGUUUUAUGCUAGUGGCGGAGAUGUACUCGUUGUGAACGAUGAUUUCAUUACGGAGGAGCUGCGGGAUGAGGCGGAGGCCCUUUUUUCUCCGUUGGCUUCACAAACCUUUUUUAUGGAAGUUAUCCGAAGUAAUGAAAGAAAUCAAAAGUUUAAUGAAUUGAAGCUGCAUGAUAAGUCAGAGUACCCACAUGACGUGAAUGCAAGUGAGGCUCAACGAGACUUUGCACGCCGUAUUGAAUACCUCACUGAAGUGUACUCCACGCUCUCGUCUACAUGCCAGAGUCCUGGAGAACCUUCUGAGGAUGAGGUGACAUUGGGCGAUGUGUCACGUGAGAAGGAUAAAGUACCGGGGAAAACGACACGAAGGAAGCAACGAGGGCGGCGGUAUAUGAAACUGUGGAAUUCGGUGGAGAUUGAAGUGCACGGUGUGACGGGUUAUACGGCAAGCCGCAUUGUCUCAUAUGUAAUGAAUCUGACCCAAGACAAGAUUCAACAUCCCAUUUUUUUUGUUCGACACGGAGAGUCGAUAUACAACGCUGAGAAUCGCAUUGGUGGGGAUUCUGUCCUGAGCGCCGAUGGGGAAAAGGGAGCCAAUGAAAUAUUAGGCUUUUUAGCCUCAUUGAAGAGGUACUACUGCGCAGAUACAAAAAAGACGGCAGACGGAGAAGGACAUGUGAACAACGACGAUGAUAAAGCGGGAGGGUUCUGCAGUAGCGAUUGCAGUGCUCAGUGUGAGAAGCCGGUGAAAGUGGAGGUUUGGACGAGUCAGCUGCGCCGUGCGAUUCAGACCGUCGAGAACAGUGAACCGUUGUUGGGGAUUAAAAAUGUACGUUGGAGUAGUCUCAAUGAAAUUCACGCUGGUAUUUGUGAGGAUCUCACAAUUGAAGAGGUGCGCACGCAGCACCCGAUGAUUGACCAUUUCCGCAAAGUCAACAAGUACACCUUUCGUUAUCCGGAAGGGGAGAGCUACCAGGACCUAGUUCUGCGGUUGGAGCCGGUGAUCAUGGAACUUGAAAACGCCGACCGCAUCGUCGUCGUCGUCGCCCAUCAGGCUGUACUGCGAACGCUGCUAGCGUACUUUGGCAGCACCUCCGCGGAGAGUUGUGUACGGCUGGAGUUGCCGCACCGCACCAUCUGGCGCUGCACAUAUGACAGCAAAGGGAUUUCCUCACUGGCCGAGAUGAAGUUUGGGCUGCAGUGA
Molecule: messenger RNA, 2250 nt
Organism: Trypanosoma cruzi
Lineage: Eukaryota; Euglenozoa; Kinetoplastea; Trypanosomatida; Trypanosomatidae
Product: 6-phosphofructo-2-kinase/fructose-2,6-biphosphatase, putative
Exons: 1
Coding region: 1-2250 (749 amino acids)
Biological process (GO): fructose metabolic process; fructose 2,6-bisphosphate metabolic process
Cellular component (GO): cytosol
Molecular function (GO): fructose-2,6-bisphosphate 2-phosphatase activity; 6-phosphofructo-2-kinase activity; ATP binding
Source: RefSeq, a predicted model, not a curated record